GAAGAAGAAGAAAAGAGAGAGAUUAAUGGCGUACCCGCAGGCUUCGGUUUCGCUAAAAAUAUCUUUGCUUCUUCUUCUUCUUCCUUCUCCCUCCUACGUGUUUUCUUCUUAACCCCACCGCCCCUUUUCUCUUCUCCAUUGCCGCCACGUCGCCGCUUCUCCUUCUCCCCACAAUCCCUCCAUCCAUAUAAUCCAAACCCACAAAUCAAUUUCAUUCCCACACUUGUUCUUCAGAGAUGAAAUCAAUGGAGCUUCAUGAAGAAAACAACGAUCUACACCUCGAUUUAGCCCUUUCAAUCGGCGGAACUCUCAGAAAUUCACCGGAAAAAUCAAAUGGGUCUGAUGAAGAAAGCGGAGUUACAGAUGCUAAAAACAGAGGCGAGAUCCGGCGACGACAGGGUAAGAGGAAACGAGAAGAAGAUCGGAACAAUCCGCCAUUCAAGAAGGAAAAAUACCUUGAAGGUAAUUUGAAAAACAAUGUAGAUCUUCAUAAACCAAAUCCUGCGCUGCAAUUUCCGUCUCCUUACUCGUCGUUGCAGUACGUUCCGUUUCUCAAUGGCUAUGGGUAUGUGUUUCCCUGUUUUGUACCGUACUUUGCCACCGGAGAGUCGCCGGUGGGUUGCCGGAGUGGUUCGGAUGUUGGGUUUUGGAAUAAGAAAUCUGGGUCUUGUGGAUCUUCCCCUGUUUGCAGUUCUUCUGUUGUUUCUGAUAAUCAUCAUAGUUCUUCCUCUCAUGAAGGAGGUAGUAGCAAUUCAUGUAAUUCAUCAAUAUCAAAGAAUCAUGUUAAACCAAAUCCUUCCAGUGAGAAAUUUGUUGAAGAAUAAUCCAAAUUCAAGAAUUUUGUUCAUCAUCUUCAUCAGUGGAGAAUGGGAAACCUCCAAAGCCUCAAAUUCAAAGCCAAAAUGUGGCAAGUUUUGAUCAAAUGCCUUGUGUUUCAACCACAGGGUUUGGUCCUAAUGGUACUAAAAUCAUAACUACUGGCUUCUUGUAUAGAUACUCAAACUUGGAGGUUAGUAUUUAGUGUAUCUGCCAUGGACAAUCCUUUUCGCCGGCCGAGUUCGUUAAGCACGGCAGCGGCGGAGAAGUUUCUCACCCUUUGAAGCACAUUACUGUUCUUCCACCUAAUGGAAUUUUACCUUCUUCAAUCAGAUGAAACCUCAUAGAUUUGAUCUAGAUCUUUACAGCUUAACAUUAUUCUUAGAGUUUCGAAUUGCGUCACAAUGUGGCUAGCGAUUUUGUUCUGAUAGAGGUGUGUAAAUUCUUUUAAUCGAUUAUUAAGAGACGAUCACGUUUGCCACCAUAACAUUGUAAAGGAUUGCUAACAAAUAUAGCAACCAUGUCACUAGCUUUAUUUACUAUAGAAUGGCUUAAAAUGGAGAAGAAAAUAUGACAUGGUGGUAAGUUGAAGAUGAA
This is a messenger RNA of Benincasa hispida (wax gourd), 1413 nucleotides long. NCBI's taxonomy places the organism in Eukaryota, Viridiplantae, Streptophyta, Magnoliopsida, Cucurbitales, Cucurbitaceae. The record is from RefSeq and is a predicted model, not a curated record.